AAUACCUCAACUGUCAAAGUCAGAAAGAAAAGCGAAACGGCUUGUUGUGUUUGUGGAUAACCUUAAUAGUUUCUUAAAUAAAUAUGAAAGACGUUAUUGAUGUGAUGGCUCUACAAAGCAGCAGACGCGAAAGAAGAUUGCCAGACUACCGAAGUACGUCCGGUCAUAGUAUGGCCACCAACUUUAUAUUUGAGUGCGGCAUUAAACUCGGUUUGCAGCCAGCUACAGUCGCAACCGCUGCAAUAUUUUACCAUAAGUUUUUUAAAGAAGCUGAUAAAAAUGAUUACGACUGCUAUGUUAUAUGUACAGCUUGUCUGUGCGCAGCGGGAAAAUCGCGAGAUGAACCGAUUCGGCUUCGAGACGCAGUGAACGUAGCUCAUAAUUCUAUCAACCGUGGAGCGGGACCUUUGGAGUUAGGAGAAGAAUAUUGGUCAAUGAGAGGCGCAAUAGCUCAAGCUGAACUGCUAGUUCUGCGUUUGUUGGGCUUCAACUUAGAUGUGCCGUCGCCACAUCGAUAUUUGUUGCAUUAUUUACGGUCCCUGCAGGAAUGGUUUCCCGCAUCACAGUGGCGCAGUGCACCCAUAGCUCGCACAGCAAUGGCUUUCUUACAAGACUUCCAUCAUUCCCCUGCAAUACUCGACUAUAGAGCGCCUCAUGUAGCAGUGGCUUGCUUGACAUUGGCACUACAUGUUCUGGGAGUGUCGGUUCCUUUGGCCUCCACACUAGAUGAUGAUGCAGCUUGGUAUUCUGUUUUCACUAAAGAUCUGCAAAAGGAAAAGAAUUGGGAAAUAAUGGAAAAAAUUAUGCAAGUAUAUAGCAGAGAACCAGAACCUAUAUAAAAAUCAUUUCACACAUUUCCUUAUAAA
Messenger RNA from Papilio xuthus (Asian swallowtail), 866 nucleotides. It is a transcript of the gene koko, whose product is annotated as cyclin Q. Gene Ontology annotation, molecular function: cyclin-dependent protein serine/threonine kinase regulator activity. NCBI's taxonomy places the organism in Eukaryota, Metazoa, Arthropoda, Insecta, Lepidoptera, Papilionidae. The transcript has 2 exons. The record is from RefSeq and is a predicted model, not a curated record. Gene Ontology annotation, biological process: regulation of transcription by RNA polymerase II. The coding region runs from base 84 to 839 and encodes 251 amino acids.